Molecule: messenger RNA, 3680 nt
Organism: Gigantopelta aegis
Lineage: Eukaryota; Metazoa; Mollusca; Gastropoda; Neomphalida; Peltospiridae
Product: protein FAM53A-like
Exons: 7
Coding region: 276-1652 (458 amino acids)
Biological process (GO): protein import into nucleus
Cellular component (GO): nucleus
Source: RefSeq, a predicted model, not a curated record
AUUUUUUAGUGAUCGUCGGGUGCAGGACCGAGCGGAGGUCUUUUAAGCCGGAAAAUAUCGACACCGCUGACAACUAUUUGCAUUCAAAUACACACAAAUUAGACAAAAUGGCCGAAUGAUUGAAAACACUUGGAUCUCAUAAAACGUCUGCAUGACAAGUUUUCGUAUGUAAAAGUUGCUGCCGGAACCGAAAUGGCCGCCUACUGUAAGCACAGCGUUGUGAUUGGUGGUAGCCGAGAGGUGCCUAGCAACGAGCGUGUGGAGUGGAUGUCUCGAUGAGCCGAGUGGCCUGUGUACAGGAGCACGUGGUACCGGCGGCCCGCCCACCUGGGUCUGUGAUCGGCGUCGCUCUGCUCCACUCGUGGUGCUGCACCGGCCUGCUGCUGAGUCCGGCCACCAUGCUGGCUCUGAUCACCAAGAAACUGCAGAACCAGACACUCGACGACUCCACGGCAACCAACGCGACUAGCGCUACACACUUAUCGAACUCCACUGUCAACUCCAUUCCAUGCACGACACAGUCAAGUCUGGCCGUGAAAGGCAAGAACUUGUGGACUCUGUCGGUGAAAUCCUCUGAGUUGGUCACGCGGCUGUCAAAGGGGGACGACCACUACAAGAAGCUCACCCCCAAAGCCUCUGUCUGUGAUACCAGUCCUGGCACCCCCACCACCGCCCCGCCCACCAAGAAGUACUGCCGCUCCCUUUCGGUGCCAGCCGACCCCUCCAUGGGCUCCCUCCUGCACACGCAGGGCUCGAAACUGUGGAGGCCCAUCCCAGUGAUUCCUGUCACCAACAACAAUACUCAGCAGCCGAACCGAAACCUUGCCAACUUCCAUGGCGACUGUCCCAAGGCUGGCUUCACGCACAUCGCACCGGUGGCUCCCUCGCCGCUCAGUGUCGAUAGUGGACACUUCACGACCUCCGACCUCCAGACUCCGCCUGGCUCGCCCAUUCCCAGACCGCUGUCGGCGCUAAGCGAUGUUUCGUAUGGGUCGUGGCUCGAACACAGCCCAAGCCGCAACCGCUUUGAAAUACUUCAGAACCGCAGUCUUUCCUACGAGGACCAGAUUUCCAGCAGCUCGCGGCUUAGUUCUGUGUCGUUUGCGAUGGGAGUUUCCAGUCCGACGUCUCUGUCGCCGUACCGACACAAGAUCCCGCGAUGUCGGUCCCAGCCCUGCGUCCUCCAUGACAGAAGGUUUGGCAAGAAGCGGAGGCGGGAGUCCGAUCGACCGACACUCAACUUCCAUAAGAUGACAGAGACGGCGUACUGCCAUAACCGCAGAUCUGAUCCUGUGGAUACACCUGGCUUUGAUCAGCAGAAACGGACAUCACGGUUUCGAGAAGAGCUGGAAUCUGCGGUGUGUCUGAUGCCGAUUGCAAGUUCUCCGCAGGACACAGACUUUCCUGUGAAGCGUGUCGUCGACUAUUUCUCGGCCAGUCCAAUCCGAGACACAAGACACGUGAGGGGGGACCUGUACCGACACGGCCCCCCUGUCAAGAGUUUGUGUAGCGACAUUGACAUCUGUGAACCGGUCCAGCUGGUUGGGGAAGACGAUGAAAGUGGUUGUGGUUGCCACGGUGAUGCCGCUGACAAUGGUGCAGAGUUGUUUCCCUUGACUGACCUGGAUAUUGAGCAGAUCGAGAGCCACUGAACUCAGGUGUAGAGUUUGAUCUCAGGGAUGUUGACCUGUCAAGUGAACGAGGAUGGAAAAACAACUGUUAGCUGUUCAAACAUAGCUAAUUGUGAACUGUGUUCAUACCAACAGUAUAAUCCAACAUUAUCGCGAGCUACAUUGAAUUUUUAUUCCAACAGUAUAAUGAGCUCUGUUGAAAUUAGCAGUAUAAUGAGCUCUGUUGAAAUUAACAGUAUAAUGAGCUCUUUUGAAAGUAACAGUAUAAUGAGCUCUGUUGAAAUUAACUACAUGUGUAUUAGCUUGAAGUUACCAGUAUAAAGAGCUCUGUUGAAACAAUAGAAACAGCUCUGUUGAAACAGUAUAAAGAGCUUGGUUGAACUAACAGAUGUGCUCCGUUGAAACUGACAGUAUAAUGUUAAAAAGUGUAAAACUUUGGACCAUUUUCCCCCCUCCCAUUUGCAGUGAACAAAUGGCAUAGUACAUGGACAUGAGUUGUCUGUCCUGCCUUGUUUGUUUUUGAUAGCCUGCACAAUGAUUCUGAUAUGUUAUAUGUUCAUGAUUUCGACCAGCAUUCCAUUUGACUAGGUACAUUGUUUUCUGCAUAAGUGUGAAUUUUGCUGAUUUUUUUUUUUCAUUAUUGUUUUUUUUUAGAAUAUCAGGCAUAGUGAGUGAUAAAAACUAAUUGCAUGUUUUCUCCAUAGUGUUAAAAAUAUUCAGAGUAGUUAGAAUAUCACUUGUUAAACCCCCCAGGAAUAUUAUUUUCAUCUCGGAAGAAAUGUCACCAUGUUAAUGUGCCAGAAGUAAUUGUCCAUUACUCCUGCUUGACUUCAAUGAGCACUUACUGGUUCAUCAUAGGGGGUUGCCCACCUGCAUACAUUUUGAAAAAUAUUUCCUGCCAUUUAGUAAAGUACUAAUAAUAUAUCUGACAACACAAAAUACCUGAAAAGAAGAGAGAGAUGAGGGUCUUGUGUACUAUUAUUUAGAUGAAAUUAGGGGGUGAAACUUAACUAGGACAUAUAUUUAAAGUCGAGUAUACCGAAAAUACUACUCGAUAUCGGUAUUGGUUUUGUAUUGAUACCGAAUACCACAUCGAUACAGAGGUAAAUCAUACCCAAAAUAUUGAUACCAAUUUAAAAUCUGAAAUUUCAAUACCACCCAGCUCUAACCCAGAUUACAAGGGUUUGUGGUGAACUUUAUAACACUUCAGCAAGACUGCCUGUACAAUAUUUACAUGUAUUGUAUUAUCUAUACAAUAUAUAUUGUGUAGAUAGACUUGCUGAUGUGCUGUAAUGAUUGCUACAAACCCUUGUCUCAGGUCACCUUGCAUCUCUCCCCCAACAUACUUCAUCCCACCAGUAGGUGUUUCACCGAGAGUUGAUUGUUAAGAAACAUUACUGAUAGUACAACUAUCUGAAAUAGAUAGUUAAAACCUGUACUUAAUAUCAUACAUAUAUACUAGUCUAAAACCUGUACUUAAAAUAAUAUAUGCACUUAAAGACUCAAAUAUUUUGUUAAAAUUCAAAGUGGUUUUUUUUAAAAAUAACGAUUGUCUUGCCUCGAUAAAUUAAAAAAGGUGCUGGUAUAGACCGGGUCAAGUUUGGCAUUUAGCUUCAACUUUAAUUUUUUUCAUCUAGCUUCAUUUCUCAUAAACUGUAAGUCCUAGAUCAAUGAAACUAGGUUUGUAGUUACUUCUGUGAAUCAUUAGUACACCCCCACCAUGCAUUCCCUUCCAUUGAGACGUAAUUUCAACAAUCUUAUUGGAUUUUCUGGUAUAAUUUGUUUUGUCCACUUUUAAGACUUAAAUGCAUCUGAAGUAAACAUGCAGUGAGCAGCAUUUGUAAAUUUGGCCCAAAGAAUCGAAACCCUAUCGUAUAUUUACAGUUGAAGCUAUACAGCAAGCUAGAUGUAAUUUUAGGUCAGAUAAAAUUCCAAGAGAAUGUGUUUUAUGUUUUUGUUUUAAAAUUAUUCUAUUAUUACAGGAUACGUCCACAAAGAAAAAGAUAAAAAAAAAAAAAUUCUUUUAGAUUAAACUUCAUUAUAAAUUUA